AGUGGGAUGGCUUUUCCUAUUCAUGAAGCCUGCGUAUUUCUAUUGCUAAUUCCUAGUGUGGUCACACCAGCUGCCUUCAACCAUGAAGACUACCCUGCCGAUGAAGGGGAACAGACACCAAACAAUGAAAACAAUUUGAUCUUUGAUGACUAUCGAGGGAAAGGUUGUGUGGAUGACAGUGGUUUUGUAUACAAACUGGGGGAACGUUUUUUCCCAGGACAUUCCAACUGCCCGUGUGUCUGUACUGAGGACGGGCCUGUUUGUGACCAACCAGAAUGCCCCAAAAUCCACCCAAAGUGUACUAAAGUAGAACACAAUGGAUGCUGUCCAGAAUGCAAAGAAGUGAAGAAUUUUUGUGAAUAUCAAGGGAAAAGUUACAAAAUUUUGGAAGAAUUCAAGCCCUCUCCAUGCGAAUGGUGUCGCUGUGAGCCCAGCAAUGAAGUUCACUGUGUUGUAGCAGACUGUGCCGUUCCCGAAUGUGUCAACCCAGUCUAUGAACCAGAACAGUGUUGUCCAGUCUGCAAAAAUGGUCCAAACUGCUUUGCAGGAACCACCAUCAUUCCGGCUGGCAUCGAAGUGAAAGUGGAUGAGUGUCACAUCUGUCAUUGUCACAACGGGGACUGGUGGAAGCCCGCUCAGUGUUCCAAACGAGAAUGUCAAGGCAAGCCGACAGCAUAG
Molecule: messenger RNA, 678 nt
Organism: Eublepharis macularius
Lineage: Eukaryota; Metazoa; Chordata; Lepidosauria; Squamata; Eublepharidae
Gene: VWC2L
Product: von Willebrand factor C domain containing 2 like
Exons: 3
Coding region: 7-678 (223 amino acids)
Biological process (GO): negative regulation of BMP signaling pathway
Cellular component (GO): AMPA glutamate receptor complex
Molecular function (GO): protein binding
Source: RefSeq, a predicted model, not a curated record